GAUGCUCCAUCUCCCUUUAUUUCUCCAGCAGCAGACGUUUCCAUCGUCAUCAUCAUCAGCAAAGGAGUCAAAGCUCCCAACUUUCUCUCUCUACAUCUACAUAUCUUUCUGUACACGAUUCACUCUCCCUCUGUUUUCUUGAAUCCCUAAUCUCUCCCAGACCCGACACAAUUUCUAUUCAAAUCUCCAACUUGUCUCAUUUUCCCUCAUACUUCAAGCUCCCACUUUUUUCAUUUUUUUAAAUUGUUUUCGUUCUUUUCCAAAACCCUAGUUUCAACUUCUGUUCGAAACAAAAUAAUAAUAAUAAUCUCAGUUCGAGCCAUUCGGAGACUUGUAGACUCUUCAAAUUAUUUGUUUGAUUAUCAAUUUUCGAGUUUUAUGCAAUUUCGGCAAGUGGUGGUAUUGAGGGCGUCUUCAAUUGAUUCAUACUGCUUCCUGUCUUUUGUGCAGCAGGUUUGAUUGUAAACAAGUUGCAUGAGAUGAGAUGCUUUGGGUUCCAACAUGCUUGGUGCUAACAAGCUAAGGAACUGGCAGUGUAGAUGAAUGAUCCUACCAUUGAGCUUUUACUGCAGUUUGACUUGCAUAGCAUCUUAUUGGGGUCUGAUGCUGGAGGCAGUAUGCUGGUUAUAGUUGGGAGAAAUGCAAAGGUAUCAUAAUGCCAGCUGCACAAGUGCAGUCAAUAACAGUGCAAUUGGUGGGCCAUCGGCCAGGGAUACUUCCCGAGCAGAUUUGUCUUCACUGCCAGCUAAUUUCUCCCUGAAUCAAAGGCGUCCUUCACAGGCAACACCAUACAAAUUGAGGUGUGAUAAAGAACCUUUGAAUUCAAGACUUGGCCCACCUGACUUUCUCCCACAGACUCCAAAUUGUCUUGAGGAGACUCUGCCCAGGGAAUAUGUGCAAUCUGGAUACAGGGAGACUGUUGAGGGCCUUGAGGAAGCUAGGGAAAUUUCACUAUCUCAGGUUCAAACUUUAACUAAGCCCAUUAUCCUAAAGUGCAAAGAGGCAAUCAGAAAAUGCCACAGGGCCAUCAACGAAUCUCGUGCUCAAAAGCGUAAGGUGGGUCAAGUUUAUGGUGUGCCUCUUUCUAGUGCUCUAUUAUUAAGUAAGCCUGGUGUCUUCCCCGAUCAAAGGCCGUGUGGAGAAGAAUUCCGCAAGAAAUGGAUUGAGGGUUUAUCACAACCCCAUAAGCGGUUGCGUUCUUUGGCCGAUCAUGUUCCUAAUGGCUAUAGGAAGAAAUCCCUGUUUGAAAUUCUUGUAAGGAAUAAUGUUCCAUUACUGAGAGCAACUUGGUUUAUCAAAGUAACUUAUCUUAAUCAGGUUCGGCCCGUCUCUGCUAGUAUAACUUCUGGGGUGCCUGACAAGACUCAGAUUUCCCGCACAGAGCAGUGGACAAAAGACAUUAUUGAUUACUUGCAGUACCUCCUGGAUGAGUUUAUCUCUAGAUAUCCUUCUCAUUCAAAUAGUGGGUCAAUGCAGCAGAAGAGCGAUCCAGCUUCAGCACUUCUUGAUGGUGAGGAGCCUUCUUUACAUUUUAAAUGGUGGUAUGUGGUGCGGAUUUUACAAUGGCACCACACAGAAGGGCUACUUCUUCCUUCACUCAUCAUUGAUUGGGUUCUCAAUCAAUUGCAGGAAAAAAAUCUGUUAGGGACUUUGCAGUUGUUAUUGCCCAUCCUAUAUGGCAUCAUAGAAACCGUUGUCUUAUCUCAGACCUAUGUACGCUCUGUUGUCGGAUUAGCUGUUCGUUUCAUUCAGGAACCUUCCCCAGGUGGUUCUGAUCUUGUAGAUAAUUCCCGGAGGGCAUACACUACAUCUGCUCUGGUUGAGAUGCUUCAGUACAUGAUACUGGCUGUGCCCGAUACUUUUGUUGCAUUGGAUUGCUUUCCUUUGCCAAUUUGUGUGGUAUCUCAUGUGGUGAAUGAUGGGAAUUUUUUAUCAAAAGUUUCUGAUGGUGCUUCGAAAAUAGAUUAUGGUUCUGUGCUUAAAGAUAAAGGGCUUGAACCUCAAUAUCAAUCCUUUUCCCUUGAUCAUGUUGUUUCAUUAAUUCAGAAACGUGCCGAAAAUCUUGCAUUGGCAGCAAGACCUGGCUAUCGAGGUCGCAAUUUUGCUAAAGUUGUACAGGAAUUGGAUAAGGCUCUUAUACUUGGAGAUGUGAGAAUGGCUUAUAGUCUUCUCUUUGAAGAUCUUUGUGAUGGAGCUGUUGAUGAAGCUUGGGUGGCGGAAGUCAGCCCAUGCCUGAGAUCAUCUUUGAAGUGGAUUGGAACAGUAAGCUCUUCAUUCGUUUGCUCUGUAUUUUUCCUUUGUGAGUGGGCAACUUGUGAUUUCAGAGAUUUUAGGACGGUUCCGCCUCGUGGCAUGAAGUUCACUGGUGGAAAAGAUUUUUCUCAGGUAGACCUUGCAAUUCGGUUUUUAAAGCUAAAGAUAAAAGACAUGCAAAGUUCACUUCAAUGCAAGAAUGACAGUACCCCUGUAGUUAAUAGCCAUGCAAAAGGUCCUGGUCUGCUGAAUAACUCUUCUGGCAGGAAUCUUACACGAACUACUAAUGAACAUAAAAAUAAUUUGAGGAGUGUGGAAAGAAAUAAAGAGUUAGAUAUUUUUGAAAGCCCAGGUCCGUUACAUGAUAUCAUAGUAUGCUGGAUUGAUCAGCAUGAAGUUCAAAAUGGAGAAGGUUUCAAGCGGCUUCAACUCCUCAUUAUUGAACUCAUUCGAUGUGGCAUUUUUUACCCUCAUGCCUAUGUGAGGCAGUUGAUUGUUAGUGGAAUUAUGGAUAACAAUGGACUUCUUGUUGACCUGGACAGACGGAAGAGGCACUAUAAAAUCUUGAAGCAGUUGCCUGAGCCCUACAUUCGUGAUGCUUUGGAAGAGGCGCAAAUCACUGAAGUAGUGCUUUUGAAUGCCAUGCCUGUUUACUCAAAUGAACGGCUUCUUGUGCUUCACGGGCUUAUUGAUCAUUGUAAGAAUCCAAACACUAAAAAUAGAUCAACUAAGAAACAAAAGCAUCAUCCGACCUCUGGCUGGGAUGGUGCUUCUCUCCCUUCUGUUGAUCAGUGGAGAACUCUUCAAUCAUCAUCCAGUCUGUCUGAUAAAAAUUUCAAUAGAGUUGCUGACCUUGAAGAGCUAAAGGCUGCUAUCUCAGCAUUAUUGCGGUUCCCAAACUCUUCUUCUACAUCCACCGACACUGGAAUUGAUGAGUCUCAAGGGAGUGUUAAGAAGCGUGUUGGAUCAAAUAACAAUAAAAUGGAUCCUGGGGAAGGUACACCUGGGUGUGAAGAAUGUGGAAAAGCAAAAAGACAAAAGUUAAGUGAGGAGAAGAGCUUAUACCUUCAGGGACUUUCACCUUAUCCAUCAGAUGAUGAAGAAACCUGGUGGGUGAGGAAGGGGCCAAAAUCCUUUGAGGUUUUAAAGCCUGAUCCACCUCCUAGGCCAGCCAAACAGCCCUCAAGGGGUAGGCAAAAAGUUGUGCGUAAAACUCAAAGCCUUGCUCAGUUAGCAGCUGCCAGGAUUGAAGGUAGCCAGGGAGCAUCCACGAGCCAUGUUUGUGACAGUAAGGUAAGCUGCCCUCACCACAGAACUGGUUUUGAUGGAGAAACUCCUAAAUCAAUGGAUGGGAUCAGAACAACCCAUUGCAGAGAUAUUGUCUCUGUUGGAAAAAAUUUAAAGCAGCUGCAGUUUAUGGAGAAGAGGGUUAUCAUGGUCUGGUUGGUAGCUGUGGUCAGGCAACUUGUUGAAGAGACUGAAAGGGCUGCUGCCAAUGUUGGUCAGUAUGGUAGGCCUUUUCCUUCUGUUGAUGACAAGAACUCUGAACGGUGGAAGCUUGGUGAAGAUGAGUUAUCUGCUAUACUUUACUUGAUGGACAUUUCUAAUGAUUUAGUUUCAGCAGCCAGAUUUCUGCUUUGGUUGUUGCCAAAAGUUCUCAUUGGCCCCGUUUCUGCAUUUCAUGGUGGGAGGAAUGUUCUCAUGCUGCCAAGAAAUGUGGGAAGCCAUGCAUGUGCAAUAGGGGAGGCAUUUAUUUUGUCAUCAAUUCGGAGGUAUGAACAUAUACUUGUUGCAACUGAUCUUCUUCCUGAAACUUUAUCUGCAAUGAUGCAUCGUGUGGCCACUGUUAUGGCCUCUAAUGGAAGGGUUUCAGGGAGCUAACGGUAUGCAGCCUUAGUUUAUGCAAGGUACCUGUUGAAAAAAUAUGGCAGCGUAGCUAGUGUUGUUGAAUGGGAGAAGGACAAUAAGGCAAAAUUAGAUAAAAGACUUAUUCCUGAACUUGAAUCUGGAAGAUCACUGGAUGGAGACUUUGCAUUUCCACUUGGAGUUCCAGCUGGAGUCGAAGAUCUUGAUGGAUUUUUACGUCAAAAGAUAAGUGGUGUACGAGCAUCUAGAGUGGGUUUGAACAUGAGAGAGAUGGUGCAAAAACAUUUUGAAGAAGUUUUUCAGCUUUUCUAUGGCAAAGAGAGGAAACUGUUUGCUGCUGGUUCUAUCAAAGGCCCUUCUCUUGAGAAAUGGGAUGAUGGGUAUCAAAUGCCGCAACAAAUAGUAGUAGGCCUAAUGGACUGCAUGAGGCAAACGGGCGGUGCUGCUCAAGAAGGGGACCCCUCUUUGGUGUCCUCUGCUGUUUCUGCAAUUGUUAACAGCGUUAGUCAAGUUAUAGCAAGAAUUCCUGAUUUAACAGCUAGUGGUAAUCAUCCAAAAUUUCCAUCUUCUAUUGGGUCAUUAAAUUUUGCUCGCAGGAUUUUACGUAGUCAUAUUACUUGCUUACAUCUUCUUAGAGAAGCACUCGGGGAGCGUCAAAGUCGUGUGUUUGAGAUUGCUCUUGCAACAGAAGCUUCUUCUGCCCUCGCUCAAGCUUUUGUUCCUGGGAAGGCUCCUCGUAGUCAGUUUCAACCGUCUCCUGAAACUCAUGAUUCCAAUGCAAACUUGUCAAAUGAAAUCUUGAACAGUUCUACAAAGGCAGUUUUUGGAAGGGCUGCAAAAAUUACAGCUGCUGUUUCUGCACUUGUUGUUGGGGCAAUUCUUCAUGGAGUUGCUAACCUGGAGAGAAUGGUGGCUGUCUUUAGAUUAAAAGAAGGGUUGGAUGUAAUACAGUUUGUAAGGAGUACAAGAUCCAAUGCAAAUGGUAAUGCACGUGCAAUGGGGGCUUUUAAGAUUGAUAACUUGGUUGAAAUUCCUGUCCAUUGGUUUAGAGUGCUUGUUGGGAACUGCAGAACGGUUUCUGAUGGAUUGCUCGUGGAGCUUCUGGGCGAAGCAUCUGUAGUAGCUCUAUCCAGAAUGCAACGAACACUCCCUCUCAGCUUGGUUUUUCCACCUGCGUAUUCCAUUUUUGCUUUUGUGAUAUGGAGGCCAAUUAUCUUCAACACUAGCAUUGUAACCCGCGAGGACAUCCAUCAUUUGUGUCAAUCUUUGGCAUUGGCAAUAGGUGAAGCCAUAAAGCACCUCCCUUUUCGAGAUAUCUGUAUGCGAGACGCUCAUGGUUUUUAUGAUCUUGUAGUUGCAGAUGCCACUAAUUCUGAGUUUGCUGGGUUGCUAGAAUUGAAAGGUUCAAACAUGCAUUUGAAAGCAAUGGCAUUUGUUCCUCUCCGUGCAAGGCUUUUUCUAAAUGCCAUCAUUGAUUGUAAAAUGCCACACUCAGAUGAUAUGAGUCAGGUCUCGGGACAUGGUGAGUCAGGAGUCCAGUAUGCCGAAAACGAGGCACAGCUUAUGGAUAAGCUUGUACACAUUUUAGAUACUCUGCAGCCUGCAAAAUUUCAUUGGCAAUGGGUUGAGCUCAGGCUUCUCCUAAAUGAGCAAGCCCUGAUUGAAAAAUUGGAGUCCCAUGAUGCCUCCUUAGCAGAGGCUAUACGCCUUGUCACCCCAAUUCCUGAUAAAGCAGCUGCUUCCGAGACUGAAAGCAAUUUCAUCGAAAUCAUCCUCUCAAGAUUACUAGUCAGACCUGAUGCUGCUCCCCUUUUUUCGGAGGUCGUGCACCUCUGUGGGAAGUCACUCGAGGAUUCGAUGCUACUGCAAGCUAAAUGGUUUCUUAGAGGAUCUGAUGUUCUUUUUGGACGGAAAUCCAUUAGGCAACGGCUCAUUAAUAUUGCUGAGAGUAAAGGCCUGUCAACUAAGGCCCAAUUUUGGAAGCCAUGGGGAUGGUGCUAUUUGAAUUCGAAUCUUGUGACAAAUAAGGGAGAGAAGCGGAAGUUUGAAUCCAACUCUCUUGAAGAAGGGGAGGUAGUUGAAGAAGGAAUUGACUUAAAAAGAUUGGCAAGAGGAUCCACUCAAGUGUUAGAUGUUGAAGGCUUUAACGUCUGUCAGCAAUAUGUAACUGAGAGGGCUCUGAUUGAAUUAGUUCUUCCUUGCAUUGAUCAGAGCUCUGAUGACUCGCGCAAUACUUUUGCAAGUGAAUUGAUCAAGCAGAUGAAUAAUAUUGAGCAACAAAUAAAUGCAGUUACCUGUGGAACAAGUAAGCAGGGUGGAGCAAAUAAUUCUGGAAUUGAAGGUACUGGAAAUAAAAGCAAUAGCCGAAAAGGUAUGAGAGGUGGUAGUCCCGGAGUAGCUAGACGAUCAACAGGAGCGGCUGAUCCUGUUCCACCUUCCCCUGCUGCAUUGCGAGCUUCCAUGUCAUUGCGUUUGCAGUUCCUCCUCAGAUUGCUUCCACUUAUCUGUGCUGAUAGGGAGCCAUCAAUUCGUAACAUGAGGCACAUGCUCUCCACAGUAAUAUUCCGUCUCCUUGGAAGUAGGGUUGUGCAUGAACAUGGGGACCAGUCCUUUGCCCCAGUGCUGAAUUCCUACUUAAAGAGGGAUGUGGAGUUGUCAAUGGAAGCCUCUGCUGCUUCUGCUCCAGAUUUAUCGGGUGAAAAUCUCUUUGAUCGCUUAUUGUUAGUGCUGCAUGCUUUGUUGAGCAGCUGUCGGCCAAGUUGGCUUAAGUCAAACCUCAGCUCGAAGUUGACCCCUGAAUGUAUGAAGGACUUCUCUGUGUUUGAUCGAGAGGUGGCUGAGAAUUUGCAGAAUGACUUGGAUCGCAUGCAAUUGCCCGACUCAAUUCGGUGGCGUAUUCAAGCUGCAAUGCCUAUUCUUUUCCCGUCUUCCAAGUGUUCAAUUUCCUGCCAGCUGCCAUCCGUUUCACCCGUUGCCCUUUCUUCACUUCAAUCCAGCAUUUCAGUAUCUGGGUCACAUCCUGGAAAUUCAAACUUGCCCCCAAGGAAUCUACUUUCUUCUGGACGAACUGGGACUACUGCAACUGGGAAGAACAGGCCUUCGCCAUUGCCAUUGCAGCAAGAUGUUGAUGCAGAAAUAGACCCGUGGACACUCUUGGAGGAUGGAUUGGGAUCUGGCCCGAUUACGGCUUCCGGAAUUGGCGGCAAUGGUAAUGGUAAUGGUAAUCUAAGAGCUUCGAGCUGGCUUAAGGGGGCUGUGAGGGUGAGACGGACAGACCUCACAUAUAUUGGUGCUGUGGAUGACGACAGCUGAUUAUAAAUUUACUUCAUUCUUGAUUUCCUCCGAAUGAGCAACCAACCCUUGAAGGUAAUUUUUGAUAUCUUGCUCUUGCACCAUUGCUGCCAAGAUUACCCUUUGGUGGUUGCUUAUUGGUGGCAAACGGAGCUGUUCAGGGAUAGAUUCUUAAACACCUGCUUCUGCUUUUGGGGUUUUGGCGGAUGGUGGGGCGUGGUGGUGGUGGGGUUGGUUUGGCAAAGAAACGAUGCUCUUCAGCACUUGGCAGCAGCCCAUCCAACCAGGGCCUUGGGGCGUGCUUGACUACUAACCCUUGUGUCGCCUCCCCUUUCUGGACCGUGCAGUUAUGUGGCAUGGUUUGGAGGUUUGUUGUACAUAUAGAGAUAAUUGUUUGAGUUGAGCCGAAUGAGCUUUAGCUUGUUUUAUGCUCAUCAAUAUUUUGUUACAUCUUACCGAUUGAUCUGAUUCAAGUAGCUCAAGAACAAUUGGUAAUUGUUUAGUGCUCAUCCAAUGUCUUUCUAUGUCUCUAUUUCUCUCUUUCAGGUGUGUUCGUAGACAUAGACAUUACAUACUCAUCUAUAAACAUAAACACAUGCUGUGGCAUUUGCAUGGAUUCUUGUAUUCUUUCGAAAAUUUAUCUAUAUUUAGAAUUUUUUUGGAA
Messenger RNA from Camellia sinensis, 8074 nucleotides. Its product is annotated as mediator of RNA polymerase II transcription subunit 12-like. Lineage: Eukaryota; Viridiplantae; Streptophyta; Magnoliopsida; Ericales; Theaceae. The record is from RefSeq and is a predicted model, not a curated record. Gene Ontology annotation, biological process: regulation of transcription by RNA polymerase II. Gene Ontology annotation, cellular component: mediator complex. Gene Ontology annotation, molecular function: transcription coregulator activity.